Pipistrellus nathusii (Nathusius's pipistrelle) is the source of this 1446-nucleotide messenger RNA. The record is from the annotation of a GenBank genome assembly. Lineage: Eukaryota; Metazoa; Chordata; Mammalia; Chiroptera; Vespertilionidae.
AUGGCGGACUCUGAAGAAGGUGUUUCGAGGACCGGGGGACCCUCUACAGCCCCAAUUUCGUUUAGCUUCAGUCGUACGGCCCGAAGACGGCUGGCCGACCGGGGAGACGACCAGGGUGCGGCUUCGGAAGAGAAGGAUUUCCUGAAGACCGUGGAAGGAAGGAAGCUGCAGAGCGUGAAGCCCACAGAAGCCCCCAAGGAACUCGUCAUCCCUUUGAUCCAGAAUGACCCUCGCAGGCAGCCACUCACCCAGGCCCCUGGCCUAUCCACAGACGUUGAGGACAUUGGGGAUGGGGUGCUGACCCAGGCUGUGAAGGAGCUCAUAGAGGAAUCCAAGAAGUCUCUGGAGGAAAGAGAGAAUGCGGGUGUCGACCCCACGCUCGCUAUCCCCAUGAUCCAGAAAGGAUGCACCCCCAACGAGGAAGGGGCAGGCAGCGAGCCCCGGGCUGAGACAGUGCCCGAGGAGGCCGAUUACGAGGCGGUCCCCGUGGAGGCCUAUGGGCUGGCCAUGUUGCGGGGCAUGGGCUGGAAACCUGGCCUGGGCCUCGGUCGCACCUUCAGCCAAGUGGUGAAGCCCCCUGUCGCCUCACUGAGACCUAAAGGGUUAGGGCUGGGCGCCAACCUGGCUGAGGUCCAGGCCCUGGCCCCCUCCGGCCCCCACCGCCCGCCGAGGCCAGGUGAGCAAGAGAAGGAUAAGGAAGACCAGCCUCAAGGACUGGUAGCUGGAGGUGCUGUGGUGGUUCUUUCUGGCCCUUUUCGAGGCCUCUAUGGGAAGGUGGAAGGCCUGGAUCCUGACAAUGCCCGGGUCAUGGUUCGCUUGGCCACGGGGAGCCGCAUGGUGACUGUCAGUGAGUACUGCCUACGGCCUGUCUCCCAGCAAGAAUUUAGCAAGAACUCCAAGAACUCCUUGGAUCCCAACCACGCGAGCAAAACUUCCUCAGGGCCGCAGAACGGAACGGCCUCGCUGGGGAAGGGUUCACAACUUCCCGGCCGGCAGAGCGCGGAAGAGAAGCGGAAGCACCUUCCAGACCGACAAGAUGAGCCUCCAGCCAAGAGGGAGAAAGCAGCCUCCAGGAGGCAGCACUGGUUGCACAGGGACUUGCGCGUGCGCUUUGUGGACAAGCUGCACAAGCGCGGCCAGUAUUACAACACCAAGAUGAUCAUCGAAGAUGUCCUCAGCCCGGACACUUGUGUGUGUCGGACAGAUGAAGGCCAGGUCCUGGAUGGCAUCAGGGAAGACAUGCUCGAGACCCUCAUCCCCAAGGUCCAGGGCAAACGGGUGAUGGUGGUGCUGGGGCCACAGGCUGGAAGGGUGGGCCGCCUGCUGAGCUGGGACCGAGAGCAGAGCCAGGCUGUGGUGCAGCUGCGGAGAGAGAAUCGGGUGGUGGAGCUUCACUACGAUGCUGUGUGCGAGUACAUAGGCCCCGAUGACUCCGAUGAGGACUGA